AAUGGGAUCGAUCCUCAAUAAAGAAGAGGUUUCAUAAAGAAAGUUAUCUGAAAUGCCCCAAGAACAAAAGUCAUACCACUAAACUUAUGAAGUUUAGGAGAACGAAUAAGCUCGGAUAGUGAUUCAAACUUAUCGGGACACUAAAAUAAGUCGAAAAGUCCAUAACUUAGAUCCUGAAGUUAAAUUAACAUUUAGCAAGUAAUUCCCAAAGAAACAAGAUCUCUCGAAUGCUCAAGGUCAAACUAGUUAAAAGGAAACAUUUCAAUUAUCUCCUCGAUCACCAGAUAAGGAAAGUGAAUGUGAUUGGUAAGACAUUUAUGGAGAUCAUUGUUUUACAUUAAGCGAUGGUCAUGCAGCUUAACCUUGA
Molecule: messenger RNA, 367 nt
Organism: Paramecium sonneborni
Lineage: Eukaryota; Ciliophora; Oligohymenophorea; Peniculida; Parameciidae
Source: the annotation of a GenBank genome assembly